Messenger RNA from Symbiodinium pilosum, 2118 nucleotides. NCBI's taxonomy places the organism in Eukaryota, Dinophyceae, Suessiales, Symbiodiniaceae. The record is from the annotation of a GenBank genome assembly.
AUGAUAGAUGACCUCCGUCUAAAGAACCACCAGCUGGAAGAUUCAUUGACGUUGGCCAGCUCCCAGGCCUUGCAGGCGAUUUCAUCUCGCCCGCCCUUGAGGGCGUCUCCAUCCAAGUCCUGGGAUCUGGUGGCCAGCAGCACUGCAACCACUUCCGCUCAACAACCAGCUCGGCCGAUGAUCUCGGGUCCUGUCACACCCCCACUGUGGCUCCGCACUGACGGGCCUGAUGCUCUUUGCGAGGAGGAGGCGGAGGAGGAGUUGGAGACGGAUGAUCUCCAAGAAUUCGACGCGGCAAGAGGAACCUCAGAACGUUCGAUUCGCUCCAGCCGCGGCUUGGGAUCCCGCGUCUUGGGAUCGCGUGGCUUGGGGUCCCGUGGCCUGGCUACACAACAGUCAGCAAGGCCGCGCACGACCUCCAAGCAGUCCAAGGUCAUUGACGACGGUAUCCACUUCACAGUGCUGAGGGCGCACAAGACUGGAAUGUUAACAGUACAGAAGCCAUGGUUUGUGAUCAACCCAGACCGAAGUAGGCUGGCCAAUGUUUGGAAGUUCGUCAUGAGCUUUGCCCUUGUUUUUGUUGCUCUGGUCACGCCAAUACAGGUGUCAUUGCUGGAGGCCCGUUGGGAUGGCGUCUUUGUUGUGGGCCUUGUGGUAGACUUUAUCUUCUUCAUAGACCUUCUGAUGCAAUUUAUUACUGCGUACGCCACGACAACACCAUAUGGUGUCGUUUGGGAAGUGCGAGUGUCUUACAUUUGUAAGCAGUACAUCAAGACAUGGUUUCUGGUGGACCUCAUCACAGUGAUUCCCUUUGACCUUAUGGCUCUCACUCUGCAAGUAGAGGAGUUGAAGGACCUCGUGGGAAUCAAGGUGGUGCGAGCCCUGCGACUUAUCAAGCUCGUGCGACUCUUGAAGUCAUCAAAAGUUUUGCAGGACCUUGAGGCUCCUCUGUCCAUCCCCUAUCAAACAGUAGCCCUUGUCAGAUUUGUUUUCGUUUUGGCUUUGACCUGCCACUGGCUUGCGUGCUGUUGGGCCGUGACGCUUUCUGUUGUCGAUGAGAGCUUCCCGCGGUGGAUUGAUGACAUUGAGGCAGCAGACCUGCCAUAUGGAGUGAUUACCACGCAGUCCCCGUACCGGAUUUAUGUGGCCUCCUUCUACUUCUGCGCCUACACCAUCACUUCAGUUGGCUAUGGUGAUAUCGGCCCCAGGAACCUUCUUGAAAGGAUUUGCUGUUCAGUGCUCGUCCUGGCAGCUGGCCUGUGCUGGGCCUAUGUUAUCGGAGAAGUUGGCGCCAUCACAGCGGACAUGACAGCCGAGAGCCAAGAGUUUCGGAAAAGAAUGCACCACCUGAACAACAUGAUGAGUGAUCAGAGGCUCCCACGAAAUUUGCAAGUGCGUGUUCGACGCUAUUUCUUGCAGAACAGGCAUCACUCCUUGCAUAUGUCUCGGCAGUCUCUUCUGAAGCGGAUGAGUCCGCAGCUCCAGGCUGAGGUCUCCCUGAUGACAAACCUCUUGUGGCUCGAGAAGGUAAGUUUCUUCAAGAGUUUCAUGGGCUACAUCGAGCAACAGAACAGGCUUGGGGUAUGGACAACUCCUUACGAGACUUGCGUUGCGGAUGUGGCGAGAGCCCUCAACAUCGCAGCCUUUGCGCAGCAGGAAACUUUCCACAAUGUGCAGGUGCUUUACAUCCUCUCGAAGGGCUUGGUGGCUUUGAACAGCCGGGUGCGAUCCAUCGGCGUCGUUUGGGGCGAGGACUUCGUGCUGUCGGACACGUCUCUGAUCCGACCCAUCGCCUGCUACGCGCUGACCUAUGUAGAGCUUCUGAGUCUCACAAGGGAUGACUUCAUGCAAAUCAUACAGCGGCGACGCUUCACCUGCCCUGAGCUCUUCCGUAUCGUGCGACGCUACUGCGUCAGGAUCGCAGUUUACAGAGGCAUUUUGGCCGAGGCACGGCGGCGGCAGCUGGAGAAGAUCAAAGCAGAGGUGGCGAGGGCAAAGGCCGAGGAGAAGAAUGCCAAACAAGACGACAAGGACCAUGUCAGGUGCAAAGUACAGAGCCCGCCAGCACUUCCUGGUCAAAUCGUUGAACCCUAUGCUGGGUCAUCUUUCAUAAGGUGA